UCGAACUAUCACACCACACAAAAAAAAAAUGGAGAAGUGGUCACGACCAAGAUUUAGCAUCACCAUUAUCGUAUCCUCUCUGUUCUGCUUCUUCUGCAUUUCCAUUCCACAAGCCAACUCACAACCUCCAUCGCCGGAAAACUUCCUCCGGUGUCUCGACAAACAACCGUCGGAUGCCGGCCGACCAAACUCCGCCGCCGCAGUCGUCCCGACGAACUCCACGUUUCCGACAAUGCUCCUCAACUACGUCCGAAACCUCCGGUUCGCCUCACCGACCACCCGAAAGCCCGAAGCUAUCGUCGCGGCCGAGUCCGAGACCCAGAUCAGAGCCGUGAUCGCUUGCUGCAAGGCCAUGGACCUCGAGCUCAGGAUCCGAAGCGGCGGCCAUGACUACGAGGGCUUCUCGUACGUGUCGCCCGUCCCCUUCGUCGUCCUCGACAUGUACAACUUCAGGCGAAUAGACAUCGAUAUGGAGACGGAUAGUGCAUGGAUCCAAGCAGGAGCUACGCUUGGUGAGCUUUACUACAACAUCGCCGACAAGAGCGAAGUCCGCGGCUUUCCGGCAGGAGUUUGUCCGAAAGUCGGGGCCGGAGGACAUUUCAGCGGCGGAGGAUUCGGGAACAUGAUGAGGAAAUACGGUUUAUCGGUGGAUCAUAUCGUCGACGCCAAGAUCAUGGACGCGAACGGGAAGAUAUAUGAUCGGAGAUCGAUGGGCGAAGACGUUUUCUGGGCGAUUCGAGGCGGCGGAGGUGGAAGCUAUGGCGUCAUUCUGGCAUGGAAGAUAAUGCUUGUUCCUGUCCCGGAGAAAGUUACAGUCUUUAAGCUCGAGAAGACGGUCGGAAACGGAGCCGUUGACCUGGUUUGGAAAUGGCAGUUCAUCGCUCCGAGAAUCGACAGAGAUUUGUUCAUCCGGUUAGAGAUUAAACCGGUUAACCGGAAUCGAACCGGUGGGAAAACCAUCAAGGUCUCGUUCAUUGGUAUGUUCCUGGGUUUGCCCGAUAGGCUCAUGAGCAUCACGAACCGGAGCUUUCCCGAAUUGGGUCUGAAGAAAUCGGACUGUAUGGUCAUGAAAUGGGUUCGGUCGGCGCUCUUCUGGGCGAAUUAUCCGUUAGCCGCACCUUCAUCGAUUCUCCUGAAACGGGUUUCCACGAACGAAUACUAUUGGAAGCGGACGUCUGAUUUCGUAAACCGGCCGAUUUCAAAACCCGGUUUAGUGAACAUUUUCAAGAAAAUGAUCGAUCUUUCGCCAUUUCCGCGGCGGGUCUGGAUGCAAUGGAAUCCCUACGGAGGUAAAAUGAGCGAGAUACCGUCGGAUUCAACCCCGUUCGUUCAUAGAAGCGGUGAAAUUUUCAUGAUCGAGCAUUUCAUGAAUUGGUACGAACCGGGCGAAGGGUUAGCCGAGAAAUUCAUCGGUAUAUCGAGGAGGUUCCGGGAGGAGAUGGCUCCGUACGUUUCGAAGAAUCCGAGAGAGGCGUUCUUCAAUUACAGAGACGUCGAUAUCGGGACGACGAUGACGGGCGCGAAUUCGAAUUCGACGUACGGAGCGGCUAAGGUUUAUGGGGUUAAGUAUUUCAAAGGGAAUUUCGAGAGAUUGGUUAAGGUGAAAACCCGGUUCGACCCGGAAAAUUUUUUCCGGUCUCAACAGGGGAUUCCGGUUCUCUCUUAGCUAUGGCCAUCGCAUGAUCAUGCACGUUCGGAGAUUGUUAAUUAAAAUCAAUAAUUUAAGGAAUAAAACAUUGGAAUAACAUAUUCGAAUUUUAAUCGGAUUUUUAUGUUAUUUUAUUUCUUGCGUUGUACGGUAAUUUCUAUCAACUGACCACAACCCUUGAAUCA
Tarenaya hassleriana is the source of this 1833-nucleotide messenger RNA. RefSeq names its product berberine bridge enzyme-like 4. Gene Ontology annotation, molecular function: oxidoreductase activity; FAD binding. The record is from RefSeq and is a predicted model, not a curated record. Bases 29 to 1666 code for a protein of 545 amino acids. The transcript has a single exon. NCBI's taxonomy places the organism in Eukaryota, Viridiplantae, Streptophyta, Magnoliopsida, Brassicales, Cleomaceae.